Molecule: messenger RNA, 5047 nt
Organism: Amyelois transitella
Lineage: Eukaryota; Metazoa; Arthropoda; Insecta; Lepidoptera; Pyralidae
Exons: 11
Coding region: 197-4483 (1428 amino acids)
Cellular component (GO): cytosol
Molecular function (GO): protein binding
Source: RefSeq, a predicted model, not a curated record
UUCAAUUAGUGCAUAAUUUUGUUCUUCAUAUGUUGUGUUGUGUUUGACGACGGUUUAUUGAUGCGCUAUCUGGAACCUGUUCCUUCGGUGUUGUCCCAUGAGUCAUAACUUCUCGCCCGGCUUAGUGUUAUUCGAAUACCCAUCAGGGAAGAAUGUUUCUCUUUAGUGAACUGUUUGUGUAUUUAAAGUUUCGAUAAUGAGCGAUAACGACAGAAAAAUCAGUUGUUGCGGUGACGCCUUUGAUGUUUUCAAAUCAGAUUUAAGAUUUAACAUUCGCAGAAGUUGGGUAAAAACGAAGAAGCUUAAAGCGGUUGUGUUUGAUGUUGAUAGCUUGCGACGAGGCGCUGGCGUCAACGUUCAAGACGACAAUGGCUAUACACCUCUCCAUCAUGCCUGUUUACACGGUCGCAAAGAGAUAGUCCGCUUGUUACUUGCCGCUGACGCGUCACCAUGCGUGGUAGACAAGAAGGGUGCUACGCCCCUCCACCUGGCCGCGUUCAAGGGCGAUUCCGAUGUGGUGGCAAUGCUCCUCGCUCAUAACAACCCCCCCGUCAAUAUUGACCAGCUGACAUCCGACCACGAGACAGCCCUGCUCAUAGCGGCCCACUUUGGCUAUGUGGACGUGGUGGCGCAGCUCAUGGCUAAAGGAGCUGACGUCACCAUCGAGAACAACAACGGGGAGAGCGCCCUGGACCUCGCAGCACAGUAUGGAAGGUUGGAGACAGUUCAACACCUACUAAGAGUGAGGCCGGAGCUGGUAGACCAAUACUAUAUACCGGACGACAAACAAUGGAUUUUCACCUCCACGCCGCUACACAGGGCGAGCAAGCAUGGUCGCAAGGAGGUGGUAGCCGCCCUAAUAAAGGCCGGUGUAGACCCCAACAUUCGCACGGCGAACGGAACCGCACUUCACGAGGCCGUAUGCUUCGGGAAACAUUCAGUUGUUCGCGUGUUGUUAGACAACGGCGCGAAUAUUGACGCGAGGGAUUCCCAGGGGAAGACCGUGUACGAUCUUCUGGCUGACUAUUCCGAGGAAGCGACGAGAAGGGUGCGAAGGGCUCUCAAAGAUUACGAGAGCCGUCGCCACCAGCGCAGUGUGUACGAGAGCGAUGACGAUCUCUUACCGCCCUUCCCCGUGCCCGGCCCCGACCACAGCCCCACCGGCUACCACCAUAGCAAUAUUAUGAAAGCCCCAGAGACCCAGAAAAAUAUUAACUUAAACAAAAGCUUAAUAUCUCCAUCUUCAUCUUCUCUAACAAAGAAUCAUCCUCAAAGUUUUGUUAAAAAACUUGCUUCGAAGUGCUUGGGUCUAAAGGCUAAAUUUAAUUCGGCACCUAACAUUUCUAACAAUUCUGGUCAUGAAUCAGUUGUCGAUGUAAAAAAUAAAGGUACUGAACAUAAAACUUCAAAUACUUUGUUAAUUGGCAACAGCAAGUUCUUCAAUAAAAUCCUUUUGAAAAAAGAAGAGUCAGGAGAAAUAAAUUGUAACGACGAAUUCGACACAAUAUCACUGGAUAGAAUUAGUACACUUAAUCGUGACUCUGUUGUUAACAAAAGCAAUCGCAGUUGCCCUGGUUUUAAAACAUCUUUACCAAAUAUAAGCGAAAAUAACGAAUUGAGCGAUUCUCAAGAUUCAGUACAUGAAAUUGCAGAUGAUUUUGUAGUAGUUAAGGCAACCAGUUCUCCAAAUACGUCGAACAUGUUAAAUGUUAGUAGCCGGGAUGCAAAUUUAAUUUUUGAACCAAGAGAUAAUAGGAUGUCAGUUUCAUCAAAUCAUUCAUCGGAAUCGGCACAUUUUACAAAUGAAUGUUAUGAAUCAUUUGAAUUUACUAAUUCUAUUAACAAGAAUCCCACAAAUAUUCCUCAACCACCUCCAAGGCCGAGUGCAGUAAUACCUAAAUUUCAAAAUGAAAAUAAAAUUUAUGAAAAUGUUACUAUUGAUCCAAAAAAAAAUUAUCCAGUGCCUGCCGUCCGAACUCACUUGCCUUCUAAAAAAACACAAGAACCAGAAAAGCCAACAUUGUAUGAGAACAUUUCCUUGGCGCAUGAAAAAAAAACGCCACAACCCCCUAAAAGAAUUAUUGUUGCGUUGCCAGUACAAUCAAAUGUUACAGAUACUUCUUUACGUAGCAAUAGUAGAUCAUCAAGUACAUCCACUGAUUCAGAUUCUUUUAUAGACGAAUCUAAUCUAGAGGAUAUAUUGUUAUCAGAGAAGUCUAAAUCGUUUCGUCGUAGCAAGGAUUUAGAAAUAUAUGCAUGCAAAAAUGAAGCUGUAGUGAGAACACUAUCAAAUGCGUCUGACAUGACAGAUAUAACAGACGCGAGUGCAAUAGAAAAUGUUGAUUGUAGUGAAGACGUAGAGAAAUCAAUGUAUUUACCAAUGACAGGUACGCUUCCUACAAAAAAGAAAGAAAUUUUAGAUAAAAAACAUAUUUUCAGACACAAAACCUUUACUAAUAUUGAAAUAGAUAGAAAUUCUUACAAAGCACCAGAAUUUCCCAAAUGGAAUAAUGAUUUUCUGAAGGAAACUUUAGCUUCUUAUCAUAUAAGAGGUACAGGUCACUGCAUCUAUAAAGCACCAACGGUGCAAGAAUUUUUUAAUAUCUUCAAUAGAGAUACUCUUCGUAAACCAAGUAAAACACCUGAUGACAAUAUCGAUUCCUUUGAGACAGCCAUAUGUUUUUGUAAGCCAAAGCUUAAUAAAAAUCACAAUAGUGCUGAAGACUUAUUAGACGUUUGUCCUCUAGAGGAACACGAUCAGGUGAAUAUAGAUUUUAGCGCAUUAAGCAAUGUACAAGAAAUGAAUAGAACUUCAUUUCGAUGUUUCUGUGAUUCUAAAACAUGCACAUUUCAUUCGGAUAAACGAGAUUCUGGCAAUCUCAUAGUAAAAUUUUCGGCAAUCAAGAAAAGUAUUUCUACGCCAGAUAUAACUUUAGGUAUUUAUUCUUCACUUCGGCGAAGCGGUCUUAUUAAAAAUAAGUCAGUGCCAUCGAAUUUAGAAGAACCUUAUGCUGUUGUCAAUUUAGCAGACAUUAUAGCAAGAAAUAAUUCAGUUGAGAAAGUAAAUAAAAGCCCCAUAUACACUCCAAUGUUCCCACAUACUACUUUGUCAUCUACGUCUUCCAGUCGUCUUUAUUCGAUAAAAGAUAUAGCAGAUGUUAUAUCAUUAAGUGAUACUUCUACAUCGACAACUGCUCCUGACCCUUCUGCUUCUGAUACUACUUUACAUAAAUCGGGCUCGGAAUACGCUGGUCAUUGGUCGUUACAAACGUGCGAUUCAAACGUCACGAUCAAAUCUGACGCGACGUUUGUAACAUGUUUCGGGGAUUCAUCAGAUGAUUCUGACGAUACGUUGCAUUCCGACGAAGACGUCUCGGACGCGGAAACUGUUAAAUCUGACGUGAGCACCACUAAACGUCCUUGGGUUCAUAGUAACUCGUUCAAUUUUGGUCAUAAAGGUCCGAAAUUUGAGCAGAAUGUUAUAACUGAAGAGAUGGGUUCAUUGAAUGAUUCUAGUUCAUCUAAAGUCGAGAGUGGUAUAAGUGUGAAGGGGUCCGAGAGUUCUUUUUCGGAUUGUGAUGAUGGUAUUCCGAGGGUCGAUGGUGAUGUGUCGCUUGGUGCUUCGCUUGAGCGGGGUUCGGGGGUGGUCGCGGGUGUUCGCAGCGGGUCGGGGCGGCGGCGGUGGGACGAGGCGGAAGGCACGAGCGAGGGAGACGCUCUCAGCAUCUCGAGCGCAGCCUCCAGUUGCGCGCCACUCCAUCUCGCGCAUCAUCACGAGUACAAUAAAGUUUCGCCUACGCCUCCCAAGAAACCUCCCCGAAGAAACCUGUCGGUAUCCCCAACCCACGCCAAUUCCCCGUCUUCCGGGUACAGCUAUGAGCUAAGGCCCCACGCUAGAAGUCAGGACGACUUGGAUGAUAUACAGGGUGCUAAACACUACCUCAAACACGGUCGUUCCGUCGAUCAGUAUGUGGACGGUAAACUCUCGUACGUCGAUUACGAAGACCACCCCUCUCCCAGAAUAGCCCCCGUUCCCAACCCUAGACCCAGCCUCAAAAACCGUACCCAACCCGUCGCCAUCACGGCUAUGUACGAAAAUGUCGUUAUAAAAGAACAAAAUCCACGAAGGAAAUUAAGAAGAAACAACUUCGGCCCCCAAAACGAGGGUAGUGAUAAAAUGAACGAUAACAGAGUGAGAAAGUACUCUCACCAAGAAAGGUCUUCCUUAGAAAGUUUAUUAGACGAUAUAUCGAUGAAUAGUCCGAGUGAUGGUGAACGGUAUUACGAUGGACAUAAGGCUGAUAUUCCGUUAUCGCCGACGCACUAUGACCAGCCUCCGACGCCGGACCACCCCCCACCUUCGGCCAGACAAGCAGAGAACAGCAUACACGAAAGGAUCAGACCGCUAAGUCAGCUUAUAAUGGAGGUUGUAGAAGAAAUAAGAAUUAGAAAAAAAUCGCAGGGUGAUAUAACAAGUAGUUGAUGGAAUUUAUUCUUAAAAAUAUUAUAAUAUUUGUAAGACUAGUCUUAACUUGUGGUGCUCUGAAGUUGUGGUUAUUCAGAAAAGUAUAUUGUUAAUACAUAUAAUUGAAGAGCAUAUGCAUAUAAUUUUAAUAUUCCAUAAGGUGCUAAUAUAUGUUUUAUUUCUAAAUUAUAGUCAUUAUACCGGUGAAAAAGGAGCAUUUUCAGGUAUAUUUGCUGUUAUUAUCAAGGUCUACUACACAUUACCGUAAUCUACUUAAGUUUUACGUUAUUUUUGAUUUGAUUUUAAUUUUUUUCUUAUCGUAUUACCACAUGACAGUAUAUUUGUAAUGUAAAAAUUAAUUUUAUUUAGGUUGUAAGAAAUAAAAAUGAAGUAUACAUAUUAUAUUAGUCAAUGACUUAAUUUUUGAAGUUAUAAAGUAGACUGAAGAAUUGUAAAAAAUGCGUUCCAUUUAAAAUUGGUUUCCUUUAUAUAUUAUUUUGAUUAUUUUAGAUUAAUUUCUGUAUUAUUUCAAGUUUUUUUAGUUAAGUUACGUAAAUAAAUUUCCUUGUAAUGUGAACAAUU